Annulohypoxylon maeteangense is the source of this 1398-nucleotide messenger RNA. RefSeq lists its product as uncharacterized. The record is from RefSeq and is a predicted model, not a curated record. NCBI's taxonomy places the organism in Eukaryota, Fungi, Ascomycota, Sordariomycetes, Xylariales, Hypoxylaceae. The coding region runs from base 1 to 1398 and encodes 465 amino acids. The transcript is spliced from 3 exons.
AUGAAAGCUCUAGGUGGGAUACUUGCUGAGGCUUAUGCGUCGUGGUCCUAUUCUAUCUCUCAUUGCUGUCAAUCUCUAACUUCUCAUUCCGAUGAAAAGACUCAUCACCCUGUCGACCAUAAGUCGAUAGAUGUCAUUUAUGAUGAGCCUUCGUUUAUUUCGCCUCCCACCGCGGCACCGUCUUGGCCGAGUAGAGGGCCAUACAGCAUGGAGCGAGCUCCUAGGAAAAGGCAUGGUUCCGGAUGGAGUAGCUUCUCUGCGAGAAGGCUUCUAGUACGACCAGGUUCGUCGUCAUCGCGCAGGCCGCAUAUAUCUGCUCCUACCGAAUUUCGUCAUCUUUAUUCAGAGUCUUUUCGUUUUCCGGAUCAUGGCCCAGCGCACGUGGGACAGCAGCCGGCUUCUUUUCGUCCUCUCGAACUCAGCAUAUAUAUGACCGAUAAUCGACUUUCCCCUAUCUUACCUCACAUUGACUAUUCUACUCCUGCACCCCCACCUCCACCUCCUGUCACGCCUCCUCAACGUGCUUUCACUCUCUCGAGUCGCGAUGAAGACAGUCCCCACAUGACACAUUCACGUAGCUACUCAUCUAUGUCGUUCCACAUUCCUCGGAGGCCAGUCAAUGGUGGGUCCGUCUUCGAUUCUCCGCGAUCAGAUGACAGCAUGCCGCAACGACCUCAGCCGGCCAAAGUUAGGAGUCGCGCGUCACCGGAAACAUCGAGUCCGAUGAUGGAGGACCUCGUUGAAAGAGUUGCAACUGCUAUGCUGGAACGGGAUAUGCUACAGGAGAGGAUUGAGGACGUUAUUGAAAGGCAGAGCAUCUACAUUAGCAGCCGGCCGUCAACUGCACACGGAGAGCCGGAAAUGGGGCCUAUGCCAGACAUUCCAGCGCUACCUCCUAAUGCUCCCUCAUUUAGCGAGCGCCUCAGCUCCGAUCGCCCGCAGACUGCCCCAUCUCAAACGCCAGUUCGCGCACCAUAUAAAGCUAACUCGUCGCGCAAAGUAGAGGGACGAAUCCCUCCUCCGCCAUUGCCGCUUCGACUGCGACCACCAUUGCGCAAGAAGAAAUCCUUUUCGCGAGUUUCUACCUGGGUGCUAUCUGGAGGGGAGCACAAACGAGACAUCAGCCUCGACUCCUUUACUAACGUUCCUAUGCCCGUAACCGAUUCCGAUGGAUUCUACCAAAUUGCGAAACCCGAGGGAGACCAAAGGUGUAGCAUCGAUACGUUAUCUACCAGCUCGGACUGGACUGUGGAGGAAGAACAGACAUUACCGACGAGUCUAUCACCUAGCAGUACGGCGACUCUAAAAGCGAGGCUGGAGCCUCCCAUCUCUAUUGCAUCCGGACUACAACAACCGAUAGUGCUGCCUCAACGGCGGAGCGUUGGUGUUGCUGUCUAA